UGUUUGCUUUCGAAAGAUGUUAUAAAGUAUGAUCUUUGGCAAGACACCAAUGGAAUAAUGUCCACAUUUAAUUGAUUGAAAAUCCAUUCCGUCAUGUUGGUGUUCUUGCAUAAAGACCACGAUAGUGGCAAUGUGAUCAUAUCUCCGCUCAUACAUGAAAAUCAUGGAUUAUGACAUUUUUAGCUGCAUCUCGUGAUUUUGGUUAUGCGUCACUUGGUAUGACCAAGUGUUGGAAAUUGUAAAUUAUAAGUUUGCAGUUGUUUCUAAUGACAUAACAUGCAUACCAAAUUUCAUGGAAAACCAUCCAACCAAUCUGAGUUAUUAAAUGCGUUCCGAUAGACAAAAUCGUGAUGAUGUCCCCACCAGCUUCAUGCACAGAGGUCAUGGGUUAUGGCGUUACUAUCGGCACACCUCAUGACUUCAAAAUGUACUAUGAACUAUAACAAAUCAAGGAUCAUGAGGUUGGAAUGGAGAACCUCCAUGCUAAAUUGUAUGAAAAAUCCUAUAAUUUGCGAUUCUCACGACCACUGGUAUAUGGGUGCAUGAUCUAGACUGACAGACAUGGAGAUGCAGAUAUUAACAUGUUUUUAUUUGAAGCUUAAGCUCAAGAAACGCAUAAAAGGAAAUUUGUGAAGAAAGGAUCUUUUUAAGUGUUUAUUUUCUUAACAUAUGGACGUUUCACGAUACAAUUACAAAAUGUACAAACAGAACACACACCAACAUUGCUUCGCUCAAAUAAAUCUUCUUCAUAUUCAAGCAUCGUGUAACACGUACCUUUACCUUCAGAUCGUCUGCUUCAUGGUUACUUACAUUUAGUAGAUCCCCGGGUCCUCUUGGAAAUACUGGGGUCAGAAAAUGUUCCGUGAUCGUGAUCAAAAUCGUGAACGCAGAGGCAGUUUCCGGGAUGACAGACGGGGUAGAUUUGGUAGAGGAGGUGGAUUUGGCGGUGGCGGCGGCGGAGGGAGUACUUUGAAAGGAAGACAACCUGGGGGACAGCUUCGUAAACCACGAUGGGAUCUUGGUUCACUGAAACCAUUUUCAAAAAACUUCUAUAUUCCACAUCCAGAUGUAUCAAACAGGUCCCUGCAAGAGGUAGCAGAGUAUAGGUCCAGCAUGGAGGUAACAGUAAAAGGAAAAGACAUUCCAUACCCAAUUCAGUAUUUUGAGGAGGGCAACUUUCCUGCGUAUGUUUUGGAUGGCAUUCGAAAGCAAGGCUUCUCAGCUCCCACUGCCAUCCAGGCACAGGGCUGGCCAAUAGCUCUUAGUGGGAAAGAUAUGGUUGGGAUAGCACAGACAGGAUCUGGGAAGACACUUGCUUACAUCUUACCUGCAAUUGUGCACAUCAACAAUCAGCCCCCUCUGGCGAAUGGAGAUGGUCCUAUUACACUGAUCCUUGCUCCGACCAGGGAGCUAGCACAGCAGAUACAACAAGUUGCCACUGACUUUGGGGCAUCCUCAUCUGUCAGAAACACAUGCGUCUUUGGAGGAGCUCCAAAAGGACCACAGGCACGAGAUUUGGAGCGAGGCGUGGAGAUAUGUAUUGCAACCCCAGGCCGUCUGAUUGACUUUUUAGAGAGAGGAACAACAAACUUGAAGCGUUGUACUUACCUUGUCCUAGAUGAAGCAGACAGGAUGCUUGACAUGGGUUUUGAACCACAGAUACGCAAGAUCAUUGAGCAGAUUAGGCCUGAUCGACAGGUGCUGAUGUGGUCUGCCACAUGGCCUAAGGAAGUACAGAGUCUAGCAGAGGAUUUCUUGACAGACUAUGUACAACUGAAUAUUGGCUCUUUGACUCUCGCAGCCAAUCACAACAUCUUGCAGAUUGUGGAUGUGUGUCAGGAGCAUGAGAAGGAGAUGAAACUCCGACGUUUGCUACAGGAGAUUGGCUCAGAGAAAGAGAACAAGACUAUUAUAUUUGUAGAGACAAAGAGGAAGGUGGAUGAAAUCACCAGGAACAUUCGUCGUGAUGGAUGGUCUGCAAUGAGCAUACAUGGGGACAAGACCCAACAAGAACGAGAUCACGUGUUGCAAGAAUUCCGAUCAGGCAGAGCUCCAAUUUUGGUUGCAACUGAUGUGGCUGCUCGAGGUUUGGACGUGGAAGAUGUGAAGUUUGUGAUCAACUUUGAUUAUCCUUCAUCUUCUGAGGAUUACAUUCAUCGCAUUGGACGUACGGGGCGCAGCCACCAGACAGGAACAGCUUAUGCAUUUUUCACACCACAUAACAUGAAGCAUGCCAAUGACUUGAUUUUAGUUCUGCGAGAAGCAAAUCAAGUAGUGAAUCCAAAACUGAGUGAGAUGGCAGAAAUGGCAAAAUCUGGUGCCUUUGGUGGCAGGGGAGGGGGACGCAGCCGUUGGGGUGGCAGCAACAGUGGUGGGGGUAGUGGUGCAAGUCAUGGUGGUGGUGGUGGUAGUCAUGGCAGUAAUAGUGGUGGAGGUGGUCGAGGUGGUGCAGGCAGUCAUGGUAAUUUGGGUGGAAGGGGUGGUCGAGGAGGUGAUAGGGAUCGUGGAAGUAGAAGUGGCACCCGUUGGAUUCAGGGCUCUGGGGGGAAGUCUUCAGGAAACUCACGUUUCUCUGGCCAACCUUCACGCAAUUUUAGUACUCAAGGAGGUUCUUCAGUGGGAGGAUAUGGAGUUGGAUAUGGACAGAUGUCCUCUGGUUACAGCAGCGCUGCUGGCAAAGGCAGCAUUACUUCAAUUGGUGGCACAAAGCCAGGACCACCUCCACUACUAGGUGGGAACAAUAAGUAUUUCCAACCACCAAUGCCGCCACAAGUCACAGCUCCUCGUUUUAGUUCGCAGCCACCCCCACCCCCUCCUUAUAAUGAUGGUUACCAGUACCAGCAGCAGCAGCAACCUUCCCUGAUGGGUGGGAACUAUGGCUUCAAUCAUGUGACAGCUAAGAACUAAAGAAGAUUGUUUUAUUUAUUGUUAGUUAGUUAGAAGUGCUCUGGAUGAAUUUACAUUUUAUUUAUAAGACAGAAGUUGCACAUUUCCGUAUCAGUAUUCUGUUUGUUUUGUUGUUUCUCACCAGGUGAGGAAUUUAUUGCAUAGUUCCUUAUUAUUCUGUGCUUUGUAGAGAUGUCUUCUGUGAUAUGACAAGUCCAGGUUGGACAGUAAGCACUCUUAAGGCUGUGGUGGAGAGGAAGAAUUUCUGUGAUAUGGGAAGAAUGUAAGGGCAGGUGGUUUCCCAAGUAAUAGUAUGGCUAUUUUAUAAUGCAACAGCAUUUGUUUCUCUAGUAUAUUCACAUAUUUUCUCAUAGGGUUUCUGGAGAUUUCAUUGAGUCUCACAUUGUCUGUGAUUUACUGUAUUUAGUUUAUAUAUUUUGCUUUGUUGGAAAUGAUAAUUAUUGCUCUCUUCAAUUUUAUUUAGAAUCCAAAGGAAGAUGAUGUUCUGUUUUAUGUAAAGUACAUGUGAUAUGUGACCUUUUCUUUAUGUAUGUAAUGAUGCUGCAUACCCUGCAGCUUGAUACGCAAACUGCACCCAUAUGCUGUGUAGCUAGCUGUAAAGUAACAGUAUUAUAUUAAAGGAUUUACCAAAACUAUAA
This is a messenger RNA of Zootermopsis nevadensis, 3545 nucleotides long. RefSeq lists its product as uncharacterized. Gene Ontology annotation, molecular function: RNA helicase activity; ATP binding; nucleic acid binding. The record is from RefSeq and is a predicted model, not a curated record. NCBI's taxonomy places the organism in Eukaryota, Metazoa, Arthropoda, Insecta, Blattodea, Termopsidae.